This is a messenger RNA of Aegilops tauschii subsp. strangulata, 732 nucleotides long. Lineage: Eukaryota; Viridiplantae; Streptophyta; Magnoliopsida; Poales; Poaceae. The record is from RefSeq and is a predicted model, not a curated record.
AUGUCGGAGCACGGCCAGGGAGUGGAGGAGGGUCGCCGGAAAGCGGCCAGGAAGUGCUGGAAGGCGACGAAGACGGCGGUGAUCAAGGACACGUGGGUGCCGCUGUUGACGCUGCCGUGGAAAUGCGCGUUCAACUGUCUAUGCUGCAGUUGCAGGCAGGCCGGGAUAGAGGCGUCCCGCUGGGUGUGGCAGUGCGUCCAGUGCUGGACGCCGCUCAGCCUCACCGUCCUCUUGCUCUGGCUCCUCUACCGCCCCGACCGCUUCCACCCCACCGUCGACUCCGCCUCCCUCGCCUCCCUCGACCUCAAUGGCAACUCCCUCCGGUACAACCUCGCCGUCGACCUCAGCUUCCGAAACUCCAACAGACUGCUUAGCAUUAGCUACCUCGACGUGGGUGCCAGCGCCUCCUACAACGGCACCAGCCUUGGUCUGGCCGGGAACUCGCUCCCGGGUUCCUUCCAGCAAGGACCCAAGAACACGACGGUGCUGCACGCGGUUUUCCAGGGCAUGGUCACGGUGGUUGACGUGCAAGUGCAAGAGGGGUUGGCCAAGGAGCUGGAGAGGGAGCGCGGCUCUGGGGCGGUUCGUGUGAGGGUGCGCGUGGAUCUCACCAUCAUGUACAAGGUGAUUGUGAAGGAGAUCUUCUUCUACAGCUAUGAGUGCUACCUACCAUUCACCCCGCUGCCGAAUGCCGUCUUCCUCAGCGACAGCGCGCCGUGCUUCCGCGUUUGA